This is a messenger RNA of Cylicocyclus nassatus, 369 nucleotides long. The record is from the annotation of a GenBank genome assembly. NCBI's taxonomy places the organism in Eukaryota, Metazoa, Nematoda, Chromadorea, Rhabditida, Strongylidae.
AUGCUGACGAUCACUCUUCUUCUGGCACUCUUUGUAACUUUGGAGGCACGCCCUGCAUUCAGCGGACGCGGGGCACUUACAUUUCUCGACACGAAUCUAGACUAUGUUGAGGGUCUGAAAAACACGUACAUCAAAGUUGCAAAAGCUCAGCUCCAGGAACAGCUUAAGCGCCACAAUCUCCCCUACAUCGAAAGUAUGUUCACGGUGAAUGUCCGCAAUACGGGUGGUAAGCUAACAGUGGAAGUGGGCGUGUCGGAAGUGCCAGACUGUAGUUUGGUGAAUGAAAUGGCGAAGGAAGCAAAGAGAUCAAAUCGCCUAUUAAGAGCCGCAUCUGUGAAGUGUAGAGGCGGCCUUACUGUAUACAAUUAG